This is a messenger RNA of Salvia hispanica, 917 nucleotides long. NCBI's taxonomy places the organism in Eukaryota, Viridiplantae, Streptophyta, Magnoliopsida, Lamiales, Lamiaceae. The record is from RefSeq and is a predicted model, not a curated record.
GCUUAAAAUGAAACAAAAUAUCCAAUUUCUUGCAGUUUAUAAGGUCUUUUAAAAUAAAUUUCCAGAAAUCCUCUGUCUAAGUCGUAGCCGUGUGGAGAAUGAUCACUCCAUAAAAUAACACUAAAAAUUUGAUUGUCCAAGUCAAAAUAUGUUUAUUAAGAGCAUUACAAUUUUCAAGAAUCUGGAAAACGAGUACUUAGUUUUACCUGAGACGGAUGACCUCCCACCCAAAUACAAUCCUUUUACCCAUAUAAUUACCUAAUCAAAAAUUGACCUGAUUGGUUUCUCACAGCAAAUUAUGAGAGGUAAUUGAGAUUGUUGAAUCUUCAAAGCAACAUUAGCCCAAUAAUUAUUAUGUGUGAAGAAUUAAAUUAAAGCCAGUGUGGGGGCCCUUGAUCAACUUAAGCUCUUUUUGUCAACUCCAUCACAUUUUCACCACUUUGGCAAACAUCUAGUAGGAGUACUAUAUAUGGAGUACUUUAUAUGAUGUUUCCAGUAAGCUACAAGGCAUGUCCAUGGCCACUUUCCACGGCCGCCGCCUCUCGGAGACCACCCUCGCCGCCGUGGAAUCACUAGCUCUGCCCCUUGUGCAAGAAGUGGUGUUUUUGGCUGAUUUCCGGUGCCCCAAGUGCCAGAGGAGGGUGGCGGAGAUUAUGGCCAAAAUGAAUGCAGGGGAAACUCAGUCGGUGGUGAUUAGUGUAUUGGAGAAGACGGUGACGCUGACGUGUGAGGGAAAGCCGGCCAGCCGGAACUCAUGGAGCAAGACACCCCUAUUGUUGCGCCUCUUGCGCUAUUCGUGCAAUUAACUUCUAACCUAAUGUACUUGAGGAUCAAGACACAUUUACUUACUUACUAGUGCAGAUUUGUAAAUAAUAUUCUGUCACAAUACUACAAUGUUUGGAACAUUUCCUUUUUUA